Lolium rigidum is the source of this 581-nucleotide messenger RNA. RefSeq names its product cytochrome b-c1 complex subunit 6-1, mitochondrial-like. Gene Ontology annotation, biological process: mitochondrial electron transport, ubiquinol to cytochrome c. Bases 193 to 402 code for a protein of 69 amino acids. The record is from RefSeq and is a predicted model, not a curated record. Lineage: Eukaryota; Viridiplantae; Streptophyta; Magnoliopsida; Poales; Poaceae. The transcript is spliced from 4 exons.
AAGUCCACGGCCCAAUCUCCAUUCCAAACACACGCUGGCAGCAUCACCCUCUUCCACCUCGUGGUCAGCCAACCAGUUCCCAAAUUCCCCCCACUCGCGAGCCCUAACUCCGACCAGCCUCCCGGAUCCGAUCCCUCGCCUCGCCCCUUCUCGCCAGGAGCAGAGUCCACCCGCCCGGAUCGCGCAAUCGCCAUGGCGGAUGAGGAACCUGUUGACCCAAAGAAGUAUCUUGAGGACCGUUGCAAGCCACAAUGUGUAAAACCAUUUUAUGCUUAUGAGAAAUGUGUUAAGAGAGUCGAGGCUGACGAUACUGGGCACAAGCACUGCACUGGGCAAUAUUUUGACUAUUUGUCAUGCGUCGACAAGUGUGUAGCCUCAAAGCUCUUUGAAAAGCUCAAAUGAUGACUGGAUGCUACUUUCAGUGAGUGACCUGAUCAUUGGCCAUAACCUUGUCCAUUGAAAAGUUGAUGAGUCUGGAACCUGUCCUGUAAUCGUGUUUCUAUUUCCUGAACUUGUAAUAAGAGCCACUCUUUUGCAACCGUCGAUUUAUGUGGGCUAAGCACUGAUGAUGUCGAUAAUAA